Messenger RNA from Priapulus caudatus, 2255 nucleotides. Its product is annotated as ran GTPase-activating protein 1-like. The coding region runs from base 166 to 1908 and encodes 580 amino acids. The record is from RefSeq and is a predicted model, not a curated record. Gene Ontology annotation, cellular component: perinuclear region of cytoplasm; nucleus; cytosol. Gene Ontology annotation, biological process: activation of GTPase activity; nucleocytoplasmic transport; signal transduction. The transcript has 14 exons. Lineage: Eukaryota; Metazoa; Priapulida; Priapulimorpha; Priapulimorphida; Priapulidae. Gene Ontology annotation, molecular function: small GTPase binding; GTPase activator activity.
CAUGUGGCACUCACGAUAGUGCUGCCUCUAGUGAGUUUAUAUUAAAACUCGACAGCCCGGUGAAAGCGCCAAAAAUUCUGUAGUUUGCUACAGUACAAAGUGAAAGGGUGCCUGCGUGCGACGCGAGUGCCAGGCAGUGACCAUAGUCCAUACCACACGUGAGCGAUGUCGAGUGACAACGAUCUGGAAAGCCUGACAGAGCGCCUAGCAGACACCACAGUCGCCGUCGACGAACUGACGGAACUCGUUAGCUUCUCCGGACGGGGACUCAAGCUAGAUAAGGCAGAAGAUGCUAAAGAAGUGGUGGAAGCAAUGGAGAAGUGCCCACGGUUACGGGUGCUACGGCUCGACGGGAACACAGUUGGAGUGGAGGCUGCGGAAGCCAUCGCCAAGUCGCUUAGUUCGAAAUCGAUGUUUCAGAGGGCGCUGUGGAGCGAUAUGUUCACAGGACGACUUCGAUCGGAGAUACCACCUGCAUUGAACUCGCUAGGGGGCGCCAUCGAGCAGGCGGGCGCGGGACUCGUUGAGCUCGACCUCAGUGACAACGCGUUUGGUCCCGACGGUGUGCAGGCAGUGAGCAAGCUGCUGCGGAGCAGCAGCGGCUACACGCUCGAAGUGCUCAAGUUCAACAACAACGGUCUCGGAAUCGGCGGUGGCAAGAUCUUGUCUCAGGCAUUAAUUGAAUGUCAUCGAAAAAGCACAGAAGCUGGCAAACCACUAAAGUUGAAGACUUUCAUUGCCGGACGAAAUCGGUUAGAGAAUGACGGAGCCAAAGCAUUAGCACAAGCUUUCAAGACGAUAGGCACCCUGGAGGAGAUAUCCAUGCCGCAGAACGGCAUCUACCACGUCGGCAUCGCCGCUCUCUGCGACGCCUUCACAGCGAACUGUCGCCUGCGCGUUCUGAACAUGAACGACAACACGUACACAGAGAAGGGUGCAGCUCACCUAGCAAAGGCAUUGCCGGCGAUGCAGAAACUCGAGACGUUGAACCUCGGCGACUGCCUGCUGAAGACACGUGGCGCCACCGUGCUCGCCGAUGCCCUAGGUCCAGGUCAUCACGAGCUGCGCGAACUCGUGCUGACUUUCAACGAGAUCGACCAGCGUGGCGCGAUCGCCGUCGCCGAGGCGAUGGAGAAAAAGACGAAGUUGGAGAGGCUGGACCUGAAUGGUAACCAGCUAGGUGAAGAUGGAAUUGAGAUACUACAGGGUACAUUGGAAGCCAUCGACAAGAUAGAGGUCCUUGGUUCUUUGUCCGACGAUGAGGGGGAACCAGAUGAAGAGGACGAGGAGGAUGAAGAGGAGGAUGAGGAGGAGGAAGAAGAGGAGGAGGAAGAGGAGGAGAAGAAAGAUAAGCAGGAGGAUGUUCUUCUCCACACAUCGCCACUCAAGAGGGAGGAUUUAAAAGAGGUGCUGCCUGAGGCUUGUACAGUCGACAGCUUCUUAGCGGCGCCCUCUGCAGCCAGGCUUCUAGGUCUCGGCGAGAAUAGAGCCGAGCAGAUCAUACAACAUCUCGCUGCCGACAUAGCAGAUUCGGAGAAAGUUAUGGUGACCUUUAUGAAGGUCGCGCUGGCAGCUGGGCGGCGGGAGGAUAGCAGCGUGAAUGAAGCUGCGAUGAAAUGCACAGAUGCACUGCUAAUUAACACUUUUGGCCAAGGCGACAUGAACCUGUCAUUGCUCUCAAAUUCUUUGUUAGUUCAUCUUGGACUCAUUAAGAGCGAGGACAAGGAUUUUCAACUUGUGCAUGAUCUCUAUGGCCCGUUGACCAUUCUACUGCACGCAGUGAAACAGCCGUACUUCCCAAAGUCUACUAAAGACAUGCUCGAGGCAUUUCUGACAAGACCCUGCAAGACCUUAGAUGGGUAUAUGAUGCAGCGCCACAAGCUCAUAGAAGCCUUGUACAAAUACUGAGUACGGCACCAACUUCGAUCUGAAACAUCAUGAUGUUAAUACAGUAUAGGGACUACUGUAAAAUAAAAACUUUGAUUAGCGAGUAGCGACACUUGUCACAUAUAUAUAUUUAAAUGCGGUUUUUAUGACCCUGUCGUCGUCGUGACUCGCCUCUAUUUAAUGCCGUCUUGUUUCUGCGUCGAUGCUGUGUGAAUCGUGGCGAGACAAUUUAACGAACCAUCGUUUGCUGCUCAGAGUUUACGUUGUAGUGUUGCCAGCUGAUACACUAUAGAUCUGUAAGCUUUUACCGGGCAGCGUUGAUUUAAUGUUUAAUGUUCCAAAGAAAAUAAAGAUGAUGAUGUAAUGUA